GGCUGGCCGCGCGAGGGGAGGGGGGGGCACACUGCGCAGGCGCAGAGUGGGAGAGUUGGUUUGAGGCAGCUGCUGCUGGACGGUGGCUGCUUCGGGGUGGAAGGGGACCACCGAGACGAGAGGCUGCGUCGGAGGCUGAGCAGGGUUGAACAUAAUAGCCCCAGCUGCUGCCUGGGGCUUUGUUUGCUACACAAGAAGACCAACUCUUCAUUGGGCCUGGGUUUUGUGAGUACUUUCUGGUACAAUAGCCUGAUGUUCAUGGUAGCUGAAGUGAGACAGAAUCGACAAUUCACUUGGAUCUGAGGCCCCAGAGACUUGAUCUGCAGAGGCAGCUUGGCCUUGCAGCACAGAAGAGUUAGCAAAUCCAAGUCACUAACAUUGUCGCAUCUUUUGAAGAUUCCAAGAGAGAACUGAGUGCCCCAGAGAUGGCUGGACAGUAAUCUUGAAGUUACCAGCUGCCUGAUUUCUUAGGAGUCCUGUUUCUUUGGCCUCAGCCUUCAUUACCAAUGAAAAGAUAGAGACCUUGAUUUUUCAACUGUUACAUGUGGCUUCCGGAUUUCCAGUCUUGCCAGAGAUUUUGUGCUGAGACAUGUUGUACUGAGUUCUCAAGGCUUUCCUAAAGGAAUACGGUUGAGACAUGAAUGAAGGAGCUUGCUGUCCCCCUAAUGGGGAAGAGAGAGAAGAUGGACAGGUUACGAAGACUUCUGUUGAGCCCUCCCUACAAAUUGAUGAGCAAGGCAGCUUCCUUCCAGCCAUCAGAUGUGUACCUAUCUCCUCCCUGAAGUACCAGACAGUCCUCCAGGCUCUGACCGAGGAAGGCAGUGGAUUGGAGCCAACCGUUGCAGGUGAUAAUAUGGAGGUGCUCAGAGCCCAGGAGGAAUGGGAAGCAGUGGAAAAUAUUCAGCCCGGAGCAGGUGGCUGGGAGAGCCGAGACAGACCUGGGCAGCUGAUUUCCUUUGAUGAGGCCCUCCAACACUUCCAGACAGCUGACCUCUCCGUUUACAGGAAAAAGGUCAAGUCAAUGAUUCCCCGGAGACGCUUCUCUACUCUCUUUCGCUGCUUCUUUGGGCCCCCCCAGCUGCGCGAUGGCCUUCAGGAAGAACGGGACCUAGUUCUGGCUAUUGCCCAAUGCGGCCUAGAUAAUGAAGACCCUGUCCAUGGCCGUGUCCUUCAGACCAUCUAUAAGAAGCUCACGGGUUCCAGAUUUGACUGUGCCCUCUAUGGAACCCACUGGGAGGAGCUGGGCUUUCAAGGAUCAAACCCAGCCACAGACCUUCGAGGGGCAGGCUUCCUGGCCCUCCUGCAUCUGCUCUACCUUGUGAUGGACUCAAAGACCCUUCUGCUAGCCCAUGAAAUUUUCCGACUUUCCCAGCACCGCAUCCAGUACUUUCCCUUCUGUCUGAUGUCGGUAAACAUCACUCGAAUAGUGAUCCAGGCCCUUCGGGAAGAGUGUCUCUCCAAAGAAUGUAAUCGCCAGCACACGGUGAUCCCCGUAGUGAAUAACCUGUAUGCAGCCGCCUUCCUCCGCCUCGCCUACGUCUGGAGGACACAGCAGAAAACCAUUUUAGACUCCAGCUUUGUUCUUAAAGACCUAGAAGUACUGGCCAAAAAGAAUCCAAAGCAGCUGCUUAGGAACCUGGACAUCUACUUGACCAAAGGAACCAAAGGGCUGUCUCCAAUGGGCUUGUCAGGAGUACAGAUCUCUGAAUCACAUGGCACCCACCCCAAAAACCUCAACUUCACAGGAGUAUGUGACCUACAGCUAGACACAACAGAGGGCAUGCAGGCUGUCUGACUCCAGAAGCCCCAAGAUCUGGAUGCCAAAGCUUGAAGAUCCUGGAGAAGCCCAUGCAGGCCAUCACUAGGAAUAGCUUGGAUAGGCCUGGUCAGCCCUUUUCUCUAUUGGUGAGGUAUAGCUUUUAGAGAAUCCUGGCCUGGAGACAGGCCUGCCCAAUACCUUUAACCUCCAGGCUGUGGGUGUGUGACCCACAUGGUCAGAACCAUGGGAUGCACAGGCAUCCAAACUUAGAAAUGCCUCCACUUUGGGCAGACCAUUUUCCAAGGUUUAUAUGCCCAGUCUGAGUAGCAAAGUCCUUGCUUAGUACUACAGGGCUCCUGCUUCAAAAUUGGGCAGAGAUGGAUGGGCAGUUGUGAGCUUUAGCUUUGCAGAAUACUUGUGUGAGGGAUGGGUAGAGCUGAGGUAAGAGACAUGACCUCAUGAAAAAGAAUAGACUGACAGAAGACUCAUUCCCUGGACAUAAGUGCUUUCCAGUUUUAACGUGUCUCAUUGACUAGGAACAAAAACGUUUGAGCCUAAAGAGAAGUAGGCUAGAAGAAGAAAAGGAAAAAGGUAGUUCUAGCAGCAACCCCAGGGAACAGCACAGUUGGAAGGAGCCUGACCUGUGGGAGGCUUGCCUUGGGGUACCUUCUGCCCCUCUGUUAGGGCCGUGUGGCUCCUUCAGGCUGGUUGCCCUGCGACCCUGUGCACUACCCUGUGACUGCCGUCUUCGAGGUUCCAUUGUGUUCGGAGAUGGGCAUAGAGAUGGCCAGGCAGGGGAAGGACCAGCAUUCACACUAGCAGUUUUCAAAUAAAAAAAGAUUGUCAAGGUUUUAGGAUUUCACAGAAUUUUUAUUUUCCUUCCAUUAAUUUUCUAAGUAUAGUUAGUGGCAGCAGCAGCACAGAAGAGGGAGCUUGGUACAGAGGGAGCUAUUGUGUACAUCGCUAGUAGGUUACUUGGUACAUUGCCCUUUGUAGCUAUGGUCUGUAGGGGUCUUGGGUGAGGGAAGAGUUUGCCUUUUGCCCUGGUGAAACAUAAGUCACAUGGAACCCAGUUAGCCGUCCACAACCCUGAAGGCCACAGAAGCACCCUCGCUUAAAGCAGGGGAGCCAGGAAGUAUGCAGGGAGAAAAUAGAAACCCAGGCUGUCCUGCAGAAAGGGUUAAGAAUGACUCCUUCAUGUUGUCCUCUGCCUGACUUUUCCUCCAGUUACCAGUGAGAUAGCCCGCUCAGCUCAGAGAGCUUGGCUCCUUCCUGACAACUCGUGCUCGGGCAUGGAGAGCUAUGGGUCCACAACCAGGAGAGGAUUGGCUGAUUCAGCCCUACCCUAGCUUGGCCUGAGGUUUUUCCUUGUCCCCUCCAUCUCCUUGAAUGCCCCAGCCUCUACGCCUCUGGAACAUAAGACUCCCACCAACCUUUGAUAAGGAAAGUCCAUGCAGCCAAGCUCUGGCACGUAAAAACUGUCCUGAUGCCCUCUUUGCCUCCCAAACAGGAACUUUAGUCCACCCUCAAAUUUGCUUCAGGUUGAUGUGAAUUAAUUUUAAGGACUAAUUUCUUGUUUUUCUCCUCUAAUUCCCACUGGAAUUAGACUGGGGCCUUACCAGACCAGCUAGAACAACAGAGGGUUUACUCAGAAGUAAGGAUUGGAGAACUUGGAGAAAAAUAUUAUAUACGUAAUUUUAAGGGCUGUAUGUGGUGUUUACUUUGCCUCUAAAAAGCCAUGUGCUGCUCUCUGAGACCAUGAUCUGUUUCCAUGGGACCCCACUCACAGAAAUGUUCUGGACCAAAGUUCCCCUCCCAAUCCACCCACCCCUGCCUUGUAGAGGUUAGAAUGGAAGCCCCUGGAUGGCAGGCACGACUCUUUCAUAUUUGUAUCCUUAGUGCUUGGCACAUUGGGAGCACCUAAUAAAUGCCUUUUCGUUCAUUCACUUUGGUGACAAGUCAGGAGCAACAGUGAGGAGUACCUGAGGUCACCUCAUAUUUACACCCAGGUCAAACAGUAACAGUUACAGAAAGAGCCGACUAACCAGUGUGAAUCUUCCAGAUGCCGGACUCGAGAUCUAUGACUAAGCCUCCAGCUAAAUAUAUCAGCUCAGAGAUGGCAGUUUGGCCUGGAGUAACUUAAGUGAAAAGGUGGUCCUACUGAAUAUAGCAUUUUUCUGUUUCAUGCAACCCCUGGGCUCUGUCGCUGCCUAUUUCAGGGGUGCCAUCCUCACCCCCACUUCUCUAUACACAGUCAUGCUGUAUAAAACAGACCUUUUUAAACACAUUUGAGACACAGAAUCCUAAAGCUAAGGGGGAGCUUGGAGACCACCUCAUCAGUCCCCUUCAUUCUGGAGAUGCAGGAAAUGGAGAGAAGCUGGAACUUGCCCACAAUUUCUAGGCUAGUUAGAGGCCAGGCCAAAGCUGUGUCUUUGUGAUCACUCCUUCAUCCAGCUUUCUCUUCCCAGGAUUCUUAGAGGGUGUGACUCUCAGGUAAGGAGACUUGGUUCUGUAGGACACACUUGAAAACCAAAUCCUUGGUUUAUGAUGAAAUUAAAUGUAUGACCAAUGGGACGCUUCCUAAAUUACUAAGAAUUACUAAGAAAGAUCAUCUCGCUUGGGAAUGUAAAACCAAACUAAGUCCCACUCUGAAAAUGGUAGCAAAACCUGACAGACUGCCACGUGCUGUUUGGUUUACUACCAGCUCUUCCAAUUGCAGAACUUUGCUGUCACACAGCCAUUAAUGGUGCCUCUUGUACUCUCUGGGUGUCUCAGGGCAGAGAAGGGACAGAGACCCCUCCCCAGUCUGCUCUAGGUUGUGCCUGGUCCUGAGGCUUGUGGCCAGAGACGGGCCUGAGCCAGAAGCCAGAUUCCCAGGGUUGGCCAUAUUUGGUGCCUCCUUUGCCUAGUUCUCGAGCCCAUGUUCCACCCCAGCAUACCUAGUGGAGAAAGAAAUACAGCAAGGAUCAGUGUCAAGAUUGGUCAGGCACCAAGGAAUGGGGGGAGAAUGGGUCCAGUUCAUUUCUUUUAAUUAACUCCAAGAUGACCAAGCACAAGUGGCUGCAGAUAGAAGCAAGAAGGCACAGGUAGCCAAGGGGCACAGGGUAACCAUUGGCCAGCCAUGGUAGGGCAGAAUAUAAACCACAGUAUAAUCCGUGGUUGAAGGGCUAGGGAAACAAGGGAGAAGCAGGGAAACAGGAAUGCUCAUUUCCAGUUCUUGAAAAAUUGCUUGAAGAUGGGGCUCUCACGACCCUGGGGUAGAAUCUCUACCUGCAAAAACAGUGAAAAUACAUGGUGUAUUUACAGCAGUACUUCUACUAUCAGACUGAAGGCCCUUAAAACCAAGCAUCCCUACCCCCCCCCCAGCCACAUUCCCUGACAGGACUGGCCCUCCAGAAGCAAUCCUAAAACUUAGGUACCCAUUCAGAAGCUAUGUUAAUAAACUGUCCUGAGUCUGACUUCUCUCCUCCGUGAUGGAAGUUUGCUGAGCCAAGGGACAUCAUGAAUAAGAUUGGUGGAGAGUAUAAUUUAGAGAACAUGCUUCUAAAAACAUUGCUUGGAAUGAAAACAGCUAGUUGGAAAUUUGCAAAUGAAGCUUUUCGUUGGUUAAAGUAGACCUCUGCUCUUGCUGACUACUAUUGUCUACUAUUAAAGGAGGCCUUGUUUUGUUCCUCACACUGAGAAUGACUUGGUUAGGAUUUUGUGUACUUAAUAAAAUUGUACUUGUGC
Messenger RNA from Trichosurus vulpecula (common brushtail), 5488 nucleotides. It is a transcript of the gene ELMOD3, whose product is annotated as ELMO domain containing 3. The transcript is spliced from 12 exons. NCBI's taxonomy places the organism in Eukaryota, Metazoa, Chordata, Mammalia, Diprotodontia, Phalangeridae. The coding region runs from base 638 to 1795 and encodes 385 amino acids. The record is from RefSeq and is a predicted model, not a curated record.